This is a messenger RNA of Exophiala viscosa, 1420 nucleotides long. Its product is annotated as tRNA pseudouridine synthase B. Gene Ontology annotation, cellular component: mitochondrion. Gene Ontology annotation, molecular function: RNA binding; pseudouridine synthase activity. The transcript is spliced from 2 exons. The record is from RefSeq and is a predicted model, not a curated record. Bases 47 to 1342 code for a protein of 431 amino acids. Lineage: Eukaryota; Fungi; Ascomycota; Eurotiomycetes; Chaetothyriales; Herpotrichiellaceae. Gene Ontology annotation, biological process: tRNA modification; mRNA pseudouridine synthesis.
CGUGCUUCGAGAUGCGUGAUCUCCCGCUCCAAACCUUCACCUUUACAUGCUCAUAAGACAUCUCUCCAAGAUGGCUCAGCCAUCCGGAAAAGUCCUUGAAGGCGUCUUCGCCGUGAGCAAACCACCACAUUUGUCCUCUGCCCAAGUGCUUCGAGACCUUCAACACAAGUUUGCGGAGUCCAAAACCUUUGCGCCCUUAUUGCAGAACACUAGAAGCGCUCAGGAGGAGCAAGAGCGAUACCAGCGCAAGCGGCGAAAGCGUGAUAAUGAUCAGGUCUUCAAGAUGGGCCACGGUGGCACCCUCGACCCCUUGGCUACAGGGAUACUAAUAGUCGGCAUCGGCAGAGGGACUAAGCAUCUCUCGGAUUUUCUGGCUUGCAAGAAGACCUACGAAACAGUCGUUCUUUUCGGCAAGAACACGGACACCUACGAUGUAAUGGGUAAAGUGGUGGCGGAAGCACCUACCGAAAAUAUCACCGAAGGUCUCGUUGAGGAGCAGAUGGAGAAAUUUCGUGGCAGGCACAAGCAAAUUCCACCAAUAUACAGCGCCAUUAAGAUUGACGGCAUGAAAUUAUACGAUUAUGCGCGAAGUGGGAAGGCAUUGCCUCGCCAGUUGGAAAGCCGCGAUGUGGAGAUCUCGGAUUGUUCUUUACUUGAGUACUUCGAACCAGGUCAGCACGAUUUCCGAUGGCCGGCUGAACAAGCCAGCGACGAAGAGAAAGCUGUAGCCAGAAAACUUAUGGACGGAGCCGAAGCGACAAAGAAGUCAAUUGUCGCACACUCCGGGCAGGCAACUUCAGACAAAGAUGCGAAGAAACCCGUCUCAAACGCGGCCAUCAACAGUAUUCCACGCAAGGACAAGGCUGCUUUGCACACUCACCAUCUCCCGACACAAGAAUCCUCGCCUGCUAAUGCGCCCGCCGCUAGCAUCCGCUUGACAGUAAGCAGCGGCUUCUAUGUCAGAUCGUUCUGUUAUGAUCUUGGGGUGGCUUGUGGCUCCUACGGCACAAUGGCAGCCCUGGUGAGAAGCCAACAGGCCGAUUUCACGAUCACCGACCCUGCUCCUGAUGAUAUGGCAACGGCGGUCACUUAUGAGGAUCUAGAAGCUGGCGAAGAGGUUUGGGGACAGAAGAUAUCCUCAGUACUUGAAAGAUGGAUGGAGAAACAUCCAGCAGCCUCGACCCAAGAUCAAAUUGACAACCGGGACAGACGGGAUACCCGGUGGAACCAUUCGAAGCGUGGCGGUGGUGGUAUGAAGAGGUCUUGGGACGACCGCGGCGGGCACGGCGAUAGGAACAGUGGUGCUCGACAGCGACGCAAUAGCUCGUCACCAGAAAUCUGAAAUACUAUUCAUAGAUAUCCUCGCCAGGAGCGAAUUGUGUAUAUACAAGUAAGUGAAUGUCAAACUCAAUCUGGGCUG